AUGGACACUCCCAUUGAUACUGUCAAGGAGGCAAAGAGACAUACGCACACCUACAGCUUUUUUCGAGAGCCGUUGACCGCCUUAGAGGGUUUGAGUUCGUUAAUGACCGCUUUCUGCUUGAAGAGUUUCACGGACAAUUAUGGGAAUAUCUUGACUUUGUUGGAAACCGUGGUUGAUACUCCUGCUUUGCAAACUUUGAUGCAAUUCUAUGAUCCUGAAAUGAGCAUAAAAGAAGUAUCUGAUAAUUGGAAGUCGAAUGGAGGUGUCUCGGGGUUCUCUUUGAAGUUCUUGGUGAGAAAAGCUAAAGAGGAAUUUGAGAAAAAGAAUUGGAACGCGUACAAUGCAUUGCUUGCUGUGGCUAUUUACGGGAUUGUGAUGUUCCCGAAUGUUCCCAAUUUUGUAGACUCGGCCGCGGUACACAUCUUCAUGGGAAAGAAUCCUAUUCCUACUUUGUUGGCCGAUACUUAUUAUGCCGUUCAUUCCCGAUAUGAGAAACGUGGCGGUGCUAUCACUUGUUGCCUUCAAUUAUUGUUCAUCUGGUUCCUCUCUUUGUUGCCCAGCAAAGGACCUUUUGUGAAGACAAGGGAGACACUUAAGUGGACCCACAGGAUUAUGUCACUUACUUCUUAUGAUAUUCAGUGGCCAAAGUACCGAAUUAAUGUUUCUGAAGUGAUUGUUGGGUGUGGUAAGUUCGAUAAUGUUCCUUUGGUUGGUACUAGAGGUUGCAUCAAUUACAAUCCCGUGGUAUCCUUGCGUCAGUUGGGGUAUACGUUGAAAGACAAGCCGGCAGAUCACUUGAUAGCGGAGACAGUCUAUUUUGAGAAGGGGUCGGAUCCAGAAAAGUUGAAGGAGAUAAUUAUGGCUUGGAAGAAGAUCCGUAAGCAUAAUGGAGCCCAUUUAGGGAAGAAGGAAUCACUUGCUUUGACACCGUAUGUUGAAUGGAUUGUGAAACGGGUUGGAAACUUGUUGCUGCCAUAUGAUAGGGUUGCACCACUUCAAAAGCAACCUCCUUUGAUUCUAUCUGAAUUUGUGCCAACAGAACUUUACAAGGAUGCUCUGGUUACCAACUACAGGUUGCAUGAAAGAGAGCAAGAGACCAAUUUGAAGUUCUUUGAAGAGAGAGAUGCAAAGAUGAGGUUGAUGCACCAGCUCAAGCAAUUCGAAGGCGCAAGUUCAAGUCAAGCUAGUACCCGGAGGCAUCCCUAUGAGUUGCUAGAGGAAGAUUUGUAUCAGAAGCAGCAAGAGUGUCUACAGUUACGGAGAUCAGAGAGUAGUCUUAAGAGGCAGAAGCGGGAUUCAGAUAAACAGCUAGCAGAAGAGAAGGCUAAGACCGCUCGACUUAAAGAAGAACUAAGAAGACUCCGAGCCCAGCGGAGAGGAGAUGGAGGAGUUCAUUCUGUUACCAGGCGAUCCUAG
Messenger RNA from Vicia villosa (hairy vetch), 1416 nucleotides. RefSeq lists its product as uncharacterized. The record is from RefSeq and is a predicted model, not a curated record. The transcript is spliced from 2 exons. The coding region runs from base 1 to 1416 and encodes 471 amino acids. Lineage: Eukaryota; Viridiplantae; Streptophyta; Magnoliopsida; Fabales; Fabaceae.